This is a messenger RNA of Fraxinus pennsylvanica, 2448 nucleotides long. NCBI's taxonomy places the organism in Eukaryota, Viridiplantae, Streptophyta, Magnoliopsida, Lamiales, Oleaceae. The record is from the annotation of a GenBank genome assembly.
AUGGAUUCCACACUGAAGGAGUUGGUGGAUGACUCCUCUGCUCGAUUACAAGAACUCAAGCGUCUUCAUGAUUAUCGGAUAGACAUAUUGAGGCAAUUAUUAAUAUUGCAACACAAUCUGAAGGAUGUGAAGCGAAUAUGUUCGUCCCGACCAUAUCUCAUGCUGAAAGAUCAACUUGCAAAGUCUAAUGCAUAUGUAGUUCAAUAUCAUGCUCUUUAUGAGAAACUACAGGUUGAGAAAGGCAAUCUUGCCUGGAGGGAAGAAGAUAUUCAUAUUAGAAAAGAAUUAGUUGAUUUUUUUCAUCAAGCUUCAGCUGUUGCUGAUUCUAGAAUUAAGGACCUAGAGGCAGAUAUAGAAAAGUGCAUCAAACAAAAAAAUCUAAUCGAAAGAAAGAUGGAAGAAGUGCCUAAAGAACCUGGUAGGAAAGAAAUCAUUACGGAGUUCAAAGGUUUAAUUUCUUCGUUUUCCGAGAAAAUGGGUAGCAUGCAAAAUCAGUUUAGUAAAUACAAAGAGGAUGCUUCAGAUGUUCAUAGUUUGCGAGCUGAUGUAAAAUCUCUUGCCAACAUUCUCGAUCGUAAGGCAAUGGAAUUGGAAGCUUUUUCCUUGAGUUCAGCGGAACAAAAUGCCGAAAUACAGAAGUUGCAAGCUGUGGUCUGUGGUAUAAAGGAAACUAUUUCAGACUUGAAGCUUUUUAGGGAAAUGUACAGAUGUGAAUCAACUGAUUCAAGGGAAGUGGAUGAAGCUAGAAAUGGGGAGAUUAAGGCAUGGGCUUAUGUUCGGAGCCUGAAUACUUCUCUUGAUGAACACAAUUUGGAGUCACGACUUAAAGCCUCAAUUGAAGCUGAGGCGAAAUCCCGGCAAAGGUUAGCUGCAGCAGAAGCUGAGAUUGCCUACCUGAGACGGAAGUUAGAGGCCUCUAAAAGGGAAAAAUACAGAUUUUUGGAUGACCUAAAAUACAAACAUGAAGACACUGAGGUCUAUCUUUCUGAGAUAGAGAGUAUUGGACAGGCCUAUGAUGAUAUACAGUCUCAAAACCUCCAGUUUUUGCAGCAAAUCACAGAGAGAGAUGAGUACGACAUGAAGCUUGUUUUAGAGGGAGUGCGAGCAACACAGAUGAGAGAUGCCCUAUUGACGAAGAAGCGUAACUUGGAAAGAGUAAUUCGUCAAAACAAGGCAACUGUUAGAUUUUAUGACACUAAAGCUGCUAGAAUUGAAUAUCAGUUGAAAUCCUACUCAGGCCGAAUUGGGAAACUUUCUGAAAAUAGGGCUCGAAGAACAGCUACUUUAGAGAAUACCCAAAAAAGAGUGUUAUAUGUGAGGAAGUCAUCUCAGCAACUGAGGGACACAUUUGAAGAAUCACAAUCAAAGUUUGACAGAAGUAUAGCAAGCGUUGCUGAGCUGCAGAUAGAAUUGGAGAAAGAGAGGUUUGAGAAGAAAAGAAUAGAGGAAGAUGUAGGAACUCUGAGAAGGAAAACAAAAAGAUUGAAGUUGCAUUCCAAGGUUUCAUCCCUAACUGAAAAGCUCCAGCAGGAACUCACAGAAUACAAAGAAAUACUGAAGUGCAGUAUUUGCCUUGAUAGAAGUAAAGAGGUGUUUAUUGCCAAAUGCUACCACCUGUUUUGCAAUCCUUGCGUACAGAGAGUUAUAGAAACGUCCACAAGACAUACCAUGGAAGAACAAUUCAACUUCGAGAGUCUAGCUCAAGACUCCUCCACCACCAUCUCGUCCACGUUCUCUUCCACAUCGUUUUCAACGACUUCUUCCUCGAUGACCAGAUCCACCACCUCCUCCUCCUCCUCGAACUCCUGGUCGACAUCUUCCUAUCGAAUUACAAACGGUACUCUAAAUGAGGGCAAUGCUCACAAGAGCUCAAAAAAUGUUCAAGGAGAAAAAAGUGGCAAAGCCAAUGACAACAAGCAUCCAACUUAUCGCGGUGUACGCAAGCGUAGUUGGGGCAAAUGGGUGUCCGAAAUUCGACAACCUAAGAAGAAAUCAAGAAUAUGGCUUGGAACAUAUCCAACCCCAGAAAUGGCCGCCCGAGCACAUGAUGUAGCAGCUUUAGCUAUCAGAGGUCACUCAGCAUAUCUUAACUUCCCAUAUUUGGCUCAUGAACUUCCCCGGCCCGCCUCAGCAUCACCGAAAGACAUCCAAGCUGCGGCCGCAAAGGCGGCUGCCGCCCCAAUUCGCGGUGGUGCAGAAGCUGAAGCACGACUGAGCAAAGCCCAGCUACCCGAUUCUCAUUCAUCAACAAAUUUACUACAGGAACACUUUCAAGAAUCUGUUGAUGAUGACACGUUUUAUGAUCUGCCAGAUCUUUCAAUGGACGGUGCAGAACACAAUGGUGGAUAUCGUACUUACUAUGCCUUGUCAUGGCAGUUAGAGGGAUCCGAUCACAUCGGAUUCGAGUCGCCCGAGGAUCCAUAUUUAUGGGAUUCCAACAACUACUAG